GCUGGCGGGGCGACGCGAUGCACGUCUGAUCGUGUAAAGGAUGUAGAGGCAGAUCAGUGCAGGAUGGAGUGCUCGUGGAAAACGGUGCUGCUGCUGGUGUGUGCGUCUCUGGGGGUCCAGUACACGGCCAUUCGCACCCUGAAGGACUCCCUGUCUGCACCCUGUCCAGGGGCCUACAGCUGCCAGGGCCCCCAUCACCGAGACUCCAGACUGUUGUGUGACAGCUGGCCACCCGGGGACCUCCCUCGCCACCACAUCCUGCUCUUCGCCACCACACGCAGCGGUUCCUCCUUCACGGGGCAGCUCCUCAACCAGCACCCCCAUCUCUUCUACGUCUACGAGCCCCUCUACCACGUCCAGCAGGCCUUCACCAACUCCAGCAGCAGGGUCAGACGCACGCUGGACCGCAGAGCUCUACUGGGGGCUUACCGUGACCUGCUUCUCAACCUUUACACGUGUGAUCUUCAUUUUAUGGAGAAUUACAUCCACCCAGAACCCCAAAAUCACAUGACUAGCUCCCUUUUUCGUAGAAGUUCGAGUCACGCUCUUUGCUCUCCGCCAGUGUGUUCGGAAAACCCGGAAGUAGUGCCCGAAGGUCCCGAUGAAAACUGGUGUCCGAAAAAAUGUGGCGCGCUCAACUUUACAUUAGCGUCAAUCUCGUGUUUAUCGAAAGGACACGUAGCCAUAAAGACGGUAAGGGUGCCAGAGGUGGGAGACUUACGCACACUGACUGAAGAUCCACGCUUGGAUCUGAGAAUUAUUCACUUAGUUCGGGACCCAAGGGCGAUCCUGGCUUCACGUAUGACAGCUUUCUCCGAUCAGUUCAGAGCCUGGAAAAUAUGGAACGCUACCGGAAGGCAACCUCGCUACGUGGACUUAACCCAGAUCACCAGUACUUGUAAAGACAUGUCCGCUUCUCUGACAACAGCGCUGCAGAGACCGGCCUGGCUAAGGGGCCGCUACCUGCUAGUGCGAUAUGAGGAUCUGGCUCUCAACCCCAAAGAAAAAACAGAAGAUAUUUACCGUUUUGUGGGGUUGGACAUGGACGAGAGAGUUUUGACUUGGAUUAAUAAAAACACCAAUAGUAAUGCUGGUUCUCCGUCAGAUUGGAACUACAAGUACUCAACCAGCAGAGACUCGAGAGCCACGGCGGAGAGCUGGAGGUUAAGGUUGAGUUUUGACAUAGUGAGAACAGUGCAGAAUCUAUGUAAUCGAACUCUCUCUCUGCUCGGAUACAGACCUGUGCACUCAGCGGCACAGCUCCGCAACCUGUCCCAAAGCCUGGUGGAGCCAAGGACCUUCUCUCCAACACUAUGA
Boleophthalmus pectinirostris (great blue-spotted mudskipper) is the source of this 1317-nucleotide messenger RNA. Its product is annotated as Carbohydrate sulfotransferase 1-like. The record is from RefSeq and is a predicted model, not a curated record. The transcript has 3 exons. Lineage: Eukaryota; Metazoa; Chordata; Actinopteri; Gobiiformes; Gobiidae. The coding region runs from base 64 to 1317 and encodes 417 amino acids. Gene Ontology annotation, biological process: keratan sulfate proteoglycan metabolic process; N-acetylglucosamine metabolic process. Gene Ontology annotation, molecular function: N-acetylglucosamine 6-O-sulfotransferase activity; keratan sulfotransferase activity.